AUGUCCUCCGGAAAGCUUUCAAGGCACCGCUCGGUGUCUAUGAGCUCUGGGCACUCUUCGAAAGGCAGGAUGGCAACACUGGCGGAGAUAAGUCAGAGCAUGCCUGCGGAGUAUACUCGGGAAUUCGAGCCAUGCGCAGCUACAGCGUCAAUGUUUCUCUAUGCGCAGGGAAACUCGGUCGUUUGUGCCCACCACGAUACGCUUACCAUUGAGCGCCGCUUUUCGAGACAUACCGAAGAGAUUUCGAUAUUAGCUGUGGAUACAGUCAGUGACAGAGGCGCGGGGAGAUUGGUAGUGAGUUAUGAUGUUGGGCAGACGGCCAUUGUCUGGGAUUGUAUGACUGGGGACGAAAUUGCUAGAUUUGCAUCUUAUGAGAAUCUUACUGUGGCAGCUUGGAUGCGGAAUGGGAAUGUAGCUUUUGGGAAUUCCCAGGGAAAUGUGAUCCUGUUUGAGCCUUCAACCUCUGAGCAUAUUUCAGCGAGGACGAUAGAUCAAAUUCCAAUCACAGCACUAGCCCCGGCUGCGGAUUGCAGAACUUAUGCUAUUGGAUUUUCUAAUGGAUCUCUUCUGAUUGCGGCUUUACAGCCAAGGUUUACAAUUCUCCAUAACCUAAGUACCUCAAGAGGGCCGUCUCCAAUUGUCACAUUGGCAUGGCAUGCUUCUUCCUCACGCCAGAAAUCAGAUAUGUUGGCAACCCAAACGCAUGAUGGCGACCUCCGUGUUUGGAGUAUUGCCAAAUCCCCUACUAGCACGGAUACUGCAAAGGUGGUAAGGGUCCUGAAACGGACGGAGAACUUUCAGCCAGGGCCAAACUGGCUAGCAUGGUCCAAGAAUGGACGCAUUAUCCAAUUUUCUGAAGGAGAAACUUCCUCGUGGGAUGUGCGAACUAAGCAUGUUACGUACGAUCCCGUGGCGACUCUUGAGCACGUCAGAGGCCUAGCCGUGUACGGCCCAGGUGCUACCCUUUUUACAUUAGGCCCCAACAACACGGCCCAACAGUUCGACCUCAAUAUUCCAGCUCAGUUGGUGGCGAAUGUCCAACAUCCAGCCAAUCUCCUCCCCCCUUCGCCCCCUGUUUCUAUUGAAGAGCAGAAGAAACAGAACUCGUCAUCGUCUGCAGCAACUGGACCAGUAUCGGCUGUACCGAUCAAUAUCGACAUUUCCGAGAGUGAUGAGGACCACAUGUCCCCAUUGGCAAGGAUAGCUCGAGAAAUGGACAAAAUAGAGCAAGGGCGGCAAAUACCUGAUCGUGAAGAUACGCUCAGCCCCGUGUCCUCCAGGAGUCGAGCCUCGACAACUUCUAGAUCCUCCGCUGGGUCCCGAGUGCCCCGCCAAACCCGCAAACACGCCUCAGUUGCAUCACGUGGCAUCAGUGAGUCUGCUACGACAAUGUCGUUGGGGUCCUCGUUGCAUUCAACAAGAGAGCCUUCAGUAGUCUCCAGUCGUGAUAGCUUGUCGAUGAGCAGUAUCGGCUCUUCUCAUGCUUCACGUCGGUCAAAGCCAAGGGGCUCUCGACUACGACAGGAAGUACUUCAAAGCCCAGAGGAAGCGAAGUUGGUAGAUUUAUUCAAGUUCACCAAAUCUAGAUUGAGCGAUAUCCCUUAUAGCCAUCCCCAAGUCUUGGACAAUACACAUCUAACAAAUAAUGAUCUCCGACGGCAGAUGCUCAGCACUAUUUUCGGCUGGCCUGGCGAAGCGGAUGCGUUAAUUGAAGACGAGAUGAGUCGACACCCCGCAGGAUCUCCGAACCGUCUCCUGCUUGCCAAGUGGCUGGGUGAUAUAGACACUGAUAUUAUGGCCACGAGCUCAGAAUCGAUGACUUCCUCGGACUGGAUGCUCCUUGCGUUGAGCGGAAUUGGCGGUACCGCUUCACAAGCGAAAGUUGCACGCGCAUAUGUUCAACGUCUGCUUGAGAAAGGUGAUGUACACACCGCUGCAACCAUCUUGAUCGGGAUGGGAGAUCAAAACGAUGCUAUUGAAAUUUAUGUCUCGCAUAAGAAGUAUAUGGAGGCACUGGUUUUGACAUGCCUGGUGUUCCCUUCUGAUUGGCAAAGACAAGCAGAGCUGGUUCGGAAAUGGGGCGAAUGGGCCGUUCAACACAGCCAGCAACAAUUGGCUAUCAGAUGUUUCUCGUGCACAGGAUCUGAGUCUUCAGAGCCUUGGUUCUCUCCAACCGCUCAAGCUGCCACUUUCUCGCAGCUACAAGGUCAAAGCAUUCCCGAACUUCUGAGCCCGCCAUUGUCUCCUCCUGGAGCUAGGGGUCCCCAGCGCAGCAUUGCCAAGACAUCGGCUCUGAAGCUUAUCACCUCGUUUGGUGAUAAAUCUGGGAAAUCCAAGUUCUUUGGCGUUGGAGAGGAUGAGCGUACUCCUGUCGGUGGUGGCGUGACACCAAUCGCAGAAUCAGCACUGUCACCAUCAGGCGGUGAUGCUGCUACUGCUUUCCUUAGACCAAGUCACCGCAGCGUCUACAACACUCCAGCAUCAGCACGAACUGCGACUCCUGGAGGUUUCUCAAGGCAAAGGCUUCCUUCAAUUGGCGAGGCACCAGGCGACGUGCUUCCACGAAGAAAGCUAGAGCCUGCUACACUGCCCACUCCUGUUGACUCUGGCUCAGACCGGGAAAAGAAUGAACGUCUUGCUAGAGCUCAUGAGCGAGCUCCCUCACAGCCUGAGGUGAUGCAGCUCAGUUCAGCGACGUACAACCCAACCGGCCGAGCCGCUACCGCAAGCCCGAUGAUGGAGAAGACCAAAGCGAAAAGACCCUCGAACCCACUUCCAUCCCCCUCCCCUGAAUCGUUCACGAAAAUGAAUCAAGCUGCUCGGACUCGGAAUGGAUCUCGUGACCGCAAGCCCGAUGGUCUGCAGAUUCAAUGGCCACCUAUGGAAUCCAUCAUCACAGGUGAUUAUAUGACUUCCCCAGAUGUCUCCGUUGCCUCAUCGAGACUUGGCCCUUCUUCUCGUUCUAUUGCCGGAUCCGCUGCUUCGCUCUCAACCGCAGGUAGAAGCCCUCUAGUUAGUGAGCGAAGCUACAAGAGCGUCGGAGCCGCAAGUCCUAUCGUCACUGGGAGAAGUUUGGACCAGUAUAUUAGCAGUCUGGAUUCCGCUCAGUACCAUGCCGAGAAGCAGCGGACUGAGAAACACCGGACUAGACACAGCAGCCGCGAGAGACAAGCUAGAGCCCGGAGCAGUAGCCGAAAGGCCAAAGCACGGGAGCCUUCCGAGGAUCGAGGACGCAGCGCUGCUCGCUACAUCAAGCCGGCCAAGCGCUCUCCAACAUCGCCAGUACCGAUGUCUCCUGAGGAUCUCAUAGAUCUUGGUGCCCAUAGAUAUAAGGACGCGCAUGAGGAACCGAGAAAAGUACGGGAGACCAGUCGCUCUAGGGUUAAGUCUUCAAGGACCUCAAGCCGGGUUCGGCAGGCCUCACCGGAGUCGGUCAGCCAUGUGCAGACCAGUACGAAGCCGACAAGCCGUAUGACCAGCCGCAACAAUAGCCGCCGAACCAGUCCUGCCGGACGUAUUAUGAUGAUUGAUACCAGAGCCAGAGGUAGAAGCCAAGCCCGUGAAGGCUCUACAAUACGCUCGCCAUCGUCCCCUCUGCCAAUGUCUCCGCAAGCCAAAUUCUACCGAGACGAGGAUGAUGCCGAAGAUCUAAAACGUGCGUACGAGGAUCAGAUGCGGUUCAGAUCUCGGCAUAGGAGCACAAGCCGGUUGAGAGAGCGUGCGCAAAGUGCCGCCCGUGAUGGCUCGCCUGAGAGGAAACGUCGUGACCGGUCAAGCAGCCGCCGUCCGAGCGAGAGAGACAACAGCAGGACGAGAAGGGAUCCUUCAGCACCAAGGCGGGAACGACGGGAACAGUCACAUGCCCGAUCCGUGUCGGGGAUGGAGGCUGGUGAUCUCAAUGCCGUUAAGGAUGCGCGGACCCUCAAGAAAGAGCAAGCAGCACGUGAGCUCGAGGAGAGACGCAAAUCGCUGGCUCGUAGACCAUCGGCUCCUCCCAUUGUUCACCCUGAGGAGAUUGCUUCGCUCUCGCCAGUUACAUAUCGACAAGCUUCGCCAGAUCUCACCAGGGCUUCUUUGAGGCAGGUUCAGAUGCAGCCUUCUCGCAGCCAGACGACAUCGCCGGCCAACAUCCAAACCUCCCCUGCUUACCUUAAGGAGAGCACCACGUCGUCUCCACAAGUUGGACUUCCUGCUACGCCAAGGGCUAUGAGACACCCCAAGUAUGAUCCCGAUGGAAAAGAUAUCCCAGACGUUCCUCAAAUCCCUGAGAAAUACGAUGCGCCCCAGGCACCCUCGUGGGGAAGUUUGAACGCUAUCUCGUACAACAAUGCCUUUGAGACUCUUGGGCCUCUCCCGAAAACAACCUAUUCUGCCGUACCUCGACGUAUUCCUCCGCGCUCUGCAUCUGCUCCAAUUCCUGAAGAACAAGAUUAUACUCUUCCUGCGGCAAUGCCAACCCAUCCAGCUUUUCAGUCAGCUCUACCACCUAGUAGCCGGAGGCGCACACAAGAGCCGAGCUAUAACAGGGGCCCAAUAGCAUCACCUCGAAAAGUCAACCCCGGAGAAUCCCAACCAGGCACUCUUGGAUAUGAGACGAGAAAUAACAAUCCAGUGUACUCGACAAAUGCCAUGGGCGGCAUCGACGAGACUAUCGAAGCGAGCUCCCAGCCAGUCAAUCCAUCGAACGACAGCCUCACCCCUCCACCCCCACCUCCCCCUCCUGCACCCCCGAUCCUCAAAGAACUUCAGCAUCUAGCCAUGCCUCCUCCACCUCCUCCUGCUCCCAUCGCUCCUCUAUACCGUUCAAAUGAUCCGACCCGCCCCAACGAUCCGAAUACCAAUUCAGUAGUCUCGGGCGUCUCGCAGGGUUCCGCCGUCAUUGAAAUUGUAAUGGACGAUGACGACAACAAGUCCAAAUCCCCCACAACCGAAGCUCUCACGCCCCCUCAACCCCUAUUCGCACAAGGCCAUUCUCGCAAGAGCUCUCAGGGUCACAAUCGCGGCCGUAGCGAAAACGACAAUAGCAUCUCAGGGCGCUUCAGCCGGGCCGCUGAGCGUCUGCGAAGUGCCAGUCGAGGACGAAACGGGAAUUUUGAGAGGACGAAGAGUCCUCCUAUCGAACACGUGGGGCACAGCCCCUACGAGAGCGUGCCACCACCGAACUGGGGCCCCACUAGGUCGACGCCAAAUCUGCCUGUAGGCAGCCCGCCCAUGUCAGUAGAGAGACAUCCGAGAGAGGUUAAGGCUGCCAUGCAAGAGAUGGAGGGUGGUAUGAUCUAA
Molecule: messenger RNA, 5280 nt
Organism: Venustampulla echinocandica
Lineage: Eukaryota; Fungi; Ascomycota; Leotiomycetes; Helotiales; Pleuroascaceae
Exons: 4
Coding region: 1-5280 (1759 amino acids)
Biological process (GO): positive regulation of transcription by RNA polymerase II
Cellular component (GO): nucleus
Molecular function (GO): transcription factor binding
Source: RefSeq, a predicted model, not a curated record